AUGACGCAGAUGCGUUUACAAACGGCCGCGGAUGCGGUCAGGUGCAAGACCUUCCCGAUGUUCCUAGAAGGAAGGGUCCGGCAGUGGUUCCAGGGACUUCCCCCCAGAUCGAUCAGGUCUUUUACCCAACUCGCACGACUGUUCUCAGCGCAGUUCGUCUUUUCGCGAGCCUUCUCUAAAAGCACCGCUCACCUCAUGACCAUCCAGCAAAGGGCCGAGGAAUCACUGCGCGAAUACAUGGUGCGAUUCAAUAACGAAUCCCUCCAGAUCCGCGACCGAGACGACAAGGUGGUCAUGACUGCCUUCAUUAAUGGGCUGCGGAAGCAGAAGUUAUACACGGAGCUCGUGGAGAGACCACCCAAGUCAGUCCGGGAGACGCUGGACCGAGCUCACGAGAAGGCCAACGCUGAGGAGGCCAAUCACUUGAAAAGCGCGCAAGAGAGGCAGAGGGAUGACAAACGCCGAAGGAUCACCGACCAGGGAGACGUGCGACGUGACCAGGGACGAAAGAAUAACUAUGGCUAUCCGCCCAGAAGCCGGCCCCUGGGGGGAGAUAAGCCUUGGACUUCUCUCACGGCCCCCAGAGCUCGGGUUCUUGCGGUGAUGGAGCAGGAAGGGCUCUCCCGAUCUCUACUGUGCAUACCACCGAGAUGUGGGGCACGAUACUGA
Coffea arabica (coffee) is the source of this 669-nucleotide messenger RNA. The record is from RefSeq and is a predicted model, not a curated record. NCBI's taxonomy places the organism in Eukaryota, Viridiplantae, Streptophyta, Magnoliopsida, Gentianales, Rubiaceae.